CGUACAGCGAUACAUACAAGAUGGCGUCUGGCAGUGGGGCAAAGAAUGACUUUCGUAGAAAGUGGGAUAAAGAUGAGUACGAACAGUUGGCACAGAAACGGCUCACGGAGGAGAGAGAGAAGAAAGAUGGCAAGCCCUCUCCCCCGGUUAAGCGCGAGCUGCUACGACACAGAGACUACAAGGUGGACUUGGAGUCCAAGCUGGGGAAGACCAUCGUCAUCACAAAGACCACGCCGCAGGCGGAGAUGGGCGGGUAUUACUGCAAUGUGUGUGACUGUGUCGUGAAAGACUCCAUCAACUUUCUGGACCACAUCAAUGGCAAAAAACAUCAGAGGAACCUGGGCAUGUCCAUGCGUGUGGAGCGCUCCUCACUGGACCAGGUGAAGAAACGCUUCGAGGUCAACAAGAAGAAGAUGGAGGAGAAACAGAAGGAGUAUGACUUUGAGGAGCGCAUGAAGGAGCUGCGAGAGGAGGAGGAAAAGGCAAAGGCCUAUAAAAAGGAGAAACAGAAGGAGAAGAAGCGCAAGGCGGAGGAGGACCUGAACUUUGAGGAAGACGACGAGAUGGCUGCUGUGAUGGGAUUCUCAGGGUUUGGCUCUUCUAAGAAGGGUCACUGAUAUGGCCCUCAGACAGGCCGCGGCCCUGCACCCAGUGUAACUGUCUCCCCGCCCAUUCUCACCCACUUAAAGAGGGAAGCAGCAGCAGUAGUAGUCAGUUCUUACUACAGCAGGCAUGGGAGCCUAGAGCCUCAGUUAGUCCUUGACCUGAUCCCAACCUUUGCUGUCACACACACACAUGCUUUCCUCUCUCUCUCUCUCACUCU
Messenger RNA from Megalops cyprinoides (Indo-Pacific tarpon), 823 nucleotides. It is a transcript of the gene zmat2, whose product is annotated as zinc finger, matrin-type 2. Gene Ontology annotation, cellular component: spliceosomal complex; U4/U6 x U5 tri-snRNP complex. The record is from RefSeq and is a predicted model, not a curated record. Gene Ontology annotation, molecular function: nucleic acid binding; zinc ion binding. The transcript is spliced from 6 exons. Lineage: Eukaryota; Metazoa; Chordata; Actinopteri; Elopiformes; Megalopidae. The coding region runs from base 21 to 617 and encodes 198 amino acids. Gene Ontology annotation, biological process: mRNA splicing, via spliceosome.